ACUAGUUCUAAACCAAAUAGCCCUCAGCCAACCAGACACGAAUCAACUGGGUAUGAAUCAAUCAAGCUUACCAGACAUGAACCAGCCAGGCAUGAUCUUACGUGGUAUGAACCAAUUGGACAUGAACCAACCAAGUACAAGCCAACCUGACACUAACCAACUGAGUCAACCAGGCCUGAGUCAACUUGGCAUGAGGCAAACAGUCGUGAGCCAAUCAAGCACGACCCAAUCAGGCACAAGUCAGCCAGGCAUGAGUCAAUCAGGCAUGAGUCAACUGCAACCAGACCCAAGCAAAUCCAGCAUGAAUGAACCAGGUAUAAGGCAAAAAUGCCCAAGCCAAUCAAUCAUGAGUCAGCCAGGCAUGAGGCAACCAUGCCCGAGCCAAUCCAGCACAAGUCAACCAGGCCUGAGCCAAUCAGGCACAAGACAAACAGCCAUGAGCCAAACAGGCAGGAGACAAUCAAGCAUGAGGCAACCAAGCGUGAAUUCUUUCCAAGAAUUGGCUGCCUGUGAAAACAUGCUAGAUGCAAUGAAGUUAACAGCAAAGGAUGUACUCAGGGGUGGCUUUGGGGACCAUCCCCUUUUCUACUGCUUGAUUGCAGAAGUACACAAUCAUCAAAAACCAUUAGGCAAAGUGACUGUUGGAUUUGCCAUGUACUACUUUACAUAUGACCCCUGGAUUGGCAAGUUACUUUACCUAGAGGACUUUUAUGUCAUACAAGCUUACUGAGGUCUAGGUAUUGGAGCUGAAAUGCUGAAGAGGCUAGGUCAGAUAGCCGUCAGAAGCCAGUGUAACUGCAUGAAGUUUCUGGUUGUCAUUUGGAACCAGGCUUCUACUGACUACUAUACUAGUCGAGGGGCUUUAGACCUUUCCUCCGAGGAGGGCAGGCAUCUGUUCAGGUUUAACAGAGAAGAACUAAUGGACACGGCAGGGGAAGAGUUAAAGAUGACUCAUCACAAAUUGUCCCAGUACAGGCUCCAAUAUUUAAAUGUCGCCUGA
Delphinapterus leucas (beluga whale) is the source of this 1000-nucleotide messenger RNA. Lineage: Eukaryota; Metazoa; Chordata; Mammalia; Artiodactyla; Monodontidae. The record is from RefSeq and is a predicted model, not a curated record.